Messenger RNA from Anguilla anguilla (European eel), 3369 nucleotides. Its product is annotated as grainyhead-like protein 2 homolog. Gene Ontology annotation, cellular component: nucleus. Bases 291 to 2165 code for a protein of 624 amino acids. Gene Ontology annotation, biological process: regulation of transcription by RNA polymerase II; brain development; neural tube development. Gene Ontology annotation, molecular function: RNA polymerase II cis-regulatory region sequence-specific DNA binding; DNA-binding transcription activator activity, RNA polymerase II-specific. The record is from RefSeq and is a predicted model, not a curated record. Lineage: Eukaryota; Metazoa; Chordata; Actinopteri; Anguilliformes; Anguillidae. The transcript is spliced from 16 exons.
UUUACCUACAGCCAUCUGCAAGCGCAGUAAAUAUAGACGUUGUAUGGAAUAAAGGUAUUCAAACAGAUAGUUUUCACACGAGAUAAUAAAUAACUUUAAUUGUAUCACAGGGUGCCCUAGAGUACCCCGCUGUACCUGCUAGGUAGCACGGGACUGCAAGAGCGGAGCAGGAAAAAAGUAGUCUUACCUGUAGCCCAAGUUCUUGCAUCUCUUAUCCCGUUCUCCUGCACCAUUACCUGCACCGACUUGAAAGUCCAGUUUCACAAGCAAGAACAAGAGAGGAACCCAACAUGUCACAGGAUACAGACAACAAGCGCCUGGUGGUGGUGGUGCCGAACGAGACGACCUUCCACUCCCGCCGGGCCUACACCAGCGAGGACGAGGCCUGGAAGUCGUACCUGGAGAACCCGCUAACCGCCGCCACCAAGGCCAUGAUGAGCAUCAACGGGGACGAGGACAGUGCGGCGGCUCUGGGGCUACUCUACGACUACUAUAAGGUUCCGAAAGAAAAGAGAUUGCUGCCCAUCGCAAAAGUGGUUGAAAUUUCAGAGGACCACGAAAAGAGACCUGGGCUGGUGGUACACAGCAGUCCGAGCGACGCGGUGGAGAUGGUGGAUAACCACGUGCAGGUGCUGAAGUCGGUGCCGGUGAACCUGUCCCUGAACACGGAGCACCCGGAGGACAAGCGGGAGCCGUACGGGGCGGGGCCGGGCCCGGGGGCGGGGCCAGGGGCGGGGCCUGAGGAGGGCGGGGCCGCGGCGGCGGUGGUGAAGGCGGAGGUGUGCACCUCGGUCUUCAUGGCCCCUGGGGUGCACUACCGGGGGGAGGCCCCGGAGCCGCCCCGGGUCAUCUACGAGCCGAGCCCCUACGCCGCCUCGCCCGUCCAGCACGGCGCCUACAUGAAGGACGACCAGCGCAGCUCCCCAGACAGCUGCUACGAGGAAGAGCAGGACAAAUACCACACGUCGUCACUGGGAGCUAAUGAGUUUGUCUACGACCAACCAGGAGUGGACACUCUCCAGUACACCCUGGAGGCCACCAAAUCGCUGCGGCAGAGGCAGGGGGAGGGGCCCAUGACCUACCUGAACAAGGGGCAGUUCUACGCCGUCACCCUGAGUGAGACGGGCUCCAACAAGUGCCUGCGCCAUCCCAUCAGCAAAGUGCGGAGUGUGGUCAUGGUGGUGUUCAGCGAGGACAAGAACCGAGACGAGCAGCUGAAGUACUGGAAGUACUGGCACUCCCGGCAGCACACGGCCAAGCAGAGGGUCCUGGACAUCGCGGACUACAAAGAGAGCUUCAACACCAUCGGGAACAUCGAGGAAAUCGCAUACAACGCCAUCUCCUUCACCUGGGACGUGAACGAAGAGGCGAAGAUCUUCAUCACGGUGAACUGCCUGAGCACGGACUUCUCCUCGCAGAAGGGGGUGAAGGGCCUUCCCCUCAUGAUCCAGAUCGACACCUACAGCUACAACAACCGCAGCAACAAGCCCCUCCACCGCGCCUACUGCCAGAUCAAGGUCUUCUGCGACAAGGGGGCCGAGAGGAAGAUCCGGGACGAGGAGAGGAAGCAGAUCCGCAAGAAGGUGAAGGGCCAGACGUGCUCGGCGCCGUACGCUAACGGUGAGGCUAACGGGAAGGAUGGGGGCCUGGGGGUCGUGCCGCUGGUGAAGAAGUGUGACAUCACCUACUUCAAACACAUGACGGAUCUGGACUCCCAGCCAGUCCUCUUCAUCCCAGACGUCCAUUUUGGAAACCUGCAGAGGGCGGGGCAGGUCUUUGCCUUCAACACUGAGGAGCUGGAGAGGGAGGGGAGCGUGCUGGUGAAGAGGAUGUUUAGGUCAUCUGAGGAAGACUACUGCCCCCCUUCGAAACAGGUCAAAGAGGAAGUUCAUAAGAGAGUUCUCCUGUACGUGCGGAGGGAGUCGGACGAGGUGUUUGACGCUUUGAUGCUGAAGUCCCCGACCUUGAAGGGACUCAUGGAUGCGAUAUCGGAAAAGUACGCCAUACCUGUGGAGAGGAUGGCUAAAAUCUACAAGAAGAGCAAAAAAGGGAUCCUGGUCAACAUGGACGAUAACAUCAUAGAGCAUUACUCCAACGAGGACACUUUCGUCCUGAGCAUCGACAGCUUCGCGGACGCCUACAAAAUCACGCUGGCCGAAAUCUGAGGGGCUCGCCGGACGCCCGCGGGGGGGACCUGCGGCCUGGCCUGCUCCUGUCCUGUCCUCUACGAGAGACUCGGGCCCCUGGGCACCGAGGACAGGGCCAAUGGCGAGGAGGGAAACCAGCUCCUACAGCAGAGCGGACCUCUCAUAGCAAAUGAACCUAAUCAGGAAGUGCAGUCCUGUCCAGUGAACUCCAUUACCCAAGGAACUGCUCCAUCCCUGUAAAUACACUCCUGUCCAGUGAACUCCAUUACCCAAGGAACUGCUCCAUCCCUGUAAAUACAGCCCUGUCCAAUAUGCUCUGUCACUGAGGAAAUGGAGUCUUGGCCAGUACACUGUGUUACUGGGGAAACUGACUUAAUCUGUAAAUACAAUACUAUCCAAUAGACUACAUUACCUGGGGGAAUGGACCUACUCUGUAAAUACAGUCAUAACCAGUACUCGGCUUGUAAUAUUCUCAGCUAAAGUCUAGUGGGCCAGAAUUUAUGCCACCACUCUGUUUGAGGGUAAAUAAUCCUCUGUUUUGGGUCCACGAUGACAGUAUUUUUCAAAGAAAAUGGCAUCACACCACAACAAGUUUGUGAAGCUGUCCGGUGGGCUACUGUCGUGCUUCUUCAAUGACCCGCACAACCAUGAACCCGCCAGCAGUGCAAAGGUUUUCAAGGCCACAUCCUCCAGCAGUGGCCCAACAGCGCCCCCUAGAGGCGGACGACAGAAUAGAACUUCAGCAACGGAUCGAGAGAGCAGUAUUCUGUGUUUUGGGUGGACUCUACCACAGAAACACAGGAGGGGUGCGUCGGUGUGGAGCGAUCAGGGUCACCUGAUUGUGGUGCCGGGUGAGGUCACUGCAGGUGAGGCUCACCAGAGACUCCAGAUAUGUGUUAAGAAGCAUCUUGCGGACAUCACUGACCCUGCCUUCCCAACUGUGGUCACGAAGUCAAAGUUACAGUGGCGGUAUGAGGAAAGCUGUGUAUUGCUUCUUUGGUUUGUGACUAAAAUGGAUUCCAUAUUAGCGCUGUAUAAAAAGUUUAUUUUAUUACUGAACAGAUAUGCCAUACUUGUUUCCCUGUGCUGAGUAUGAACGUUAAUGUAAAAGAAAAAAAGAUUUUUAGGCGAUGUACAGUUUGUUUUAUAUUUUCUUAAAUCUAAAUACUGUAAACUGUAUGGACAGCUCAUUAGCAUGGUGUAAAAAUACAUAAUGAAAGUG